Messenger RNA from Cylicocyclus nassatus, 210 nucleotides. NCBI's taxonomy places the organism in Eukaryota, Metazoa, Nematoda, Chromadorea, Rhabditida, Strongylidae. The record is from the annotation of a GenBank genome assembly.
AUGUUUGCUGAUGUACAGGCUGACCUUGCAGCUAUGGCUGAGUUACUACUCUACGAAAGAGGAAUAAUCACAAAGGAAAAGGCUUACGAACUUGCAGACAGCAAGGGAUUAUCCGAUGAAGAAAAGCAGAUACUUGCUGAUAUACUUGAUCCGGUUGUUCCUGAGUCAACAGAAGAAACACCUGAAGAGGAAACUUCUGAGGAAGAAUAA